UGGGAGUGGGGAAUGUUUGUUAAGAAACAGAGCGAAACAGGCAAGGGAGUUGUGUAUGUGUGCCUGCCGUGCUGUGGAUUUUUUUAUUUUUUAUUUUUUUUUGGAGGGGGGGGGGAGUGUUCACACUUGGGCCCGGCGGUGGUGGCGAGCGGUAUUCUCCAAAAAAGGGCUUAUAAUGAGUGAUCUGGGGAGAUUUCCUUUCCCACUGUAGUGCGAAAGACACACCGCUGCCUUUCCCGGGACGGAACACAAUUUCUGCUUGGAUUACAGAGAAGGACGCGUGGGGAGGGAGAUAUACACCAUCUGUAUAUCAGACCGCAUCCCCGCUUUCCACUUUUGUCGCCAAUCUCCAAAUGAACGAUUCUCCUUGUGGAUCUAAUAAGCAACGAGUGAGCGGCCAGACACCAGAGAGCAGCGAAAGCAGGGGCGAUUGCUACUCGAAACACCGUGGUCGAAAAAGCUCCCCGGUUUCCUUCUUGCCUCCUUCGGAUCCUAUACGCCAGGCUAAGCGGCUCCCGAUCCGGAUUUUGAAGAUGUUGACCGCGCAUACGAGUCACUUACUGCACGCGGAGUACCUCCAACCACUAACCUCUGCUCCUGUAAGCAUAGAGCUGGACGCCAAGAAAAGUCCCCUGGCCUUGCUGGCUCAGACGUGCUCCCAGAUCGGAAAACCUGACCCGCCGCCUUCCUCUAAACUGAGCUCGGUGACGGCCAACGGCAUCGGCGAGAAGGAGCCGAGCGGCAGAUCUUCCAGUUCGGGUCUGAAACUCGGGGUCGGGGACCACCACCAGUCUCUGGAAGACAAGUCGAGCUUCAAACCUUAUUCCAAAUCCGGAGGGGAAUGUCGGAAGGACGCGGCCGGCUCCGGUGCAAACGGGAAUGCGGAUAAGGCAGGCUUUAGGGUCCCCGGUGCUGCUUGCCCGGCUUUUCCUCCGCACGCCAUUUCGCCAAACUCCAGGGUCUCGUCGCCACCUCAGCACCAACAGUCGCAGCAAACGCAGUCACAGACUCAAACGCCCUCCCAGCAACAGCAGCAGCAGCAACAGCAGCCGCCGCACCACAUACAGAACCCGCACGUCGAAAACAAGCCUCUGGGCGGCGACCUGCUAAACCAGGAUAACAGCACCGGUGGCGGCGGCGGCCCGAAAAAGGACUCGGACCUGGCGAAGCCGAGCCCGGAGACCGCUCUGCUCGCCAACUCCAGCCACGCCCGCGCCAGCGCCAAUUCGAGCAGCGCCAGCUCGGAGAACAGCCCGCACCACGACGGCAAAACCGACUCCCAGCCCUCGCAGCAGGGCCUGGGCUCCGGCCACAUCGCCCCCGUGUCCCCCUUCAAACCGGGCCAUUCCGUCUUCCCUCUGCCGCCUUCCAGCAUGGGUUACCAUGGAUCCAUCGUGGGAGCUUAUGCGGGCUACCCUUCCCAGUACGUCCCGGGUUUGGAUCACACCAAAUCCAGCCUGGUGGGGGGGCAACUGGGGGUUCCAGGGAAGCACCCCAGCUCCAGCCCCCUGACCGGUGCUUCCCCACCUUCUUUCAUGCAGGGAUUAUGCAGGGACCCAUACUGCUUGACGUACCCCAAUGCCCCCCACUUGGGGGGCAGCAACUGCUCGUCCUGCGUACAUGACCCUUCUUCCACGCUGAAAUCGGGGUACCCGCUGGUGUACCCCACCCACCCGCUCCACUCCAUCCAUCACACCGCCCUGUCGUCUAGCGCCACCCCCACUCUGUCGGGGCACCCCCUGUACACCUACGGCUUCAUGCUUCAGAACGACCCCCACCCGCACAUAUGCAACUGGGUGUCCGCCAGCGGGCCCUGCGACAAGCGUUUCGCCACGUCCGAGGAGCUCCUGGCCCACCUGCGCACGCACACGGCCCUCCCCGGCGCGGACAAGCUCCUGGCGGGGUACCCCUCCUCCGGACUGGGCAGCGCGGCGGCGGCCUCCUGCCACCUCCACCUCCCCCCCGGCGGGCCGGGCAGCCCCAACGCGCUCCCGGGCUCCUUCUCCCUGAGAAGCCCCCACAGCCUCGGACUGGGCCGCUACCACCCCUACAGCAAGGCCCACCUGCCCACGCCCGGCUCCCUCCCCAUGCACACGCUGCAGGCCACGGCCAGCCCCUACUACUCCCCCUACGCCCUGUACAGCCAGCGGCUGGGCUCGGCCUCCGCCCUGGGCUACCAGUAGUGUGGCUGGGGGGGACGGGGUUGGACCCCGCGGACAGAGGCAGAGCGAUCUUCCUUUCCUUUCCUCUCCCACCCUUCUGUUUGACUCUUCCUUCCUGGGACUGAAGUGUAUUUAUUUACUGAGCGCUUGGCUUCUAAGUUGGGAAAUUUAUCCAGAUGCAUUGUUCUAAUUAUUGUUAUUAUUAUUAAUAUUAUUAUUAUUCACCUUUUAUAGAGUUCUGUGGUAUGCAACAUUGCAAAGGUGAACUGAGUCUCCUAUAAAGUAAUACCCGUUUUUUUUCUUCUUUUUCUAAAGAUCAGAUUUUCUCUCUCUCCCUUUUUCUGUCCAUAUAAUUUCAGUGCUUCAGUUUCCUGCUCUGCGUGCCAGGGGGAGUGUCAUGCAUGUUCUGUCUCGGCAUCAUAACUGCAUAUCCACGAUUGUGUUGUUUAAGAUUCCAUUUAUUUUUGAUUUGUACAGCUGAAGAAGAGAUGUAAUAUUUUUUGUAAUGUAUUUGAGUGAUGGGCUCGGGGCAGGGGUGGGGGGAGGGAUUGUCACAGUGAGAGAGAGGGGACGAAACCAACAGUAGUGAUGGCAGGGCUAUCCCCAAAAAAGGAGGGGGGGGGAGGUCUUAUUUUCUUUAAUAAAUGAAAACUUGAUUAUAUUUAAGUAAGCUGUCUUUUUUUACAUUUUGUUAAGCGAUUCAAUUUUUUUUUUCGGUUCGAAGUCUUAUCCUAUUGAUCUUUGUGAUAAAAAAAAAAGCACAUCACCAAAGAAUAAAAGCCCUUUUCUCUUUCU
This is a messenger RNA of Lepisosteus oculatus (spotted gar), 2957 nucleotides long. RefSeq names its product zinc finger protein 703 (gene znf703). The record is from RefSeq and is a predicted model, not a curated record. Gene Ontology annotation, biological process: negative regulation of DNA-templated transcription. Lineage: Eukaryota; Metazoa; Chordata; Actinopteri; Semionotiformes; Lepisosteidae. Gene Ontology annotation, cellular component: nucleus.